This is a messenger RNA of Linum trigynum, 10337 nucleotides long. Lineage: Eukaryota; Viridiplantae; Streptophyta; Magnoliopsida; Malpighiales; Linaceae. The record is from the annotation of a GenBank genome assembly.
AUAUAGAUUGAUUCGUCCAUAAGUUGGUAAUCGAGUUGGCUCUCUAGCCAUAUGUUAAGACAUAUCAUGAGCUCUAAACGAGCCAGCUCACGAGUUUAGCUCAACAAGCCACCGAUUCGAGCUAGCUUGCGAGCUGAACAAAGGUGAGCUCGUGUUCAGCUCGUUUAUUAACGAGCCGAGUUUAGAACGAGUUUUUCUCGAGUCGAACACCGAGCCGCUCGCGAGAAGCUCGGCUCAUUUGCAGCCCUAGAUGUGAUGGACGAUCAGUCAGAUCAUGUGCUCUAUAAUAAUAAUUGUCUUCUGUCAAUAUCAAUUAUGAAAACAUUAUUAAAGUUCAGAGCCAUUACUAUGGAUAGACUAUUACGUUUGGAGCAGAAUCAACUGUUCAUAUGGAUGGAUGGCAAAAGGCAAUUGGCAAGCAAGCAGGCAGCCCAGCCUGCAUUGCAUUCCCGCCUUUCUUCUAGCAGUGGGAGUUGGUGAGAUUACUGUUUGGCCAAAAAGACUGCAACUUUAUAAUCCCUUUCAUGAAAGUUUUCAGGUGUUUGAUUUCAACACAGAUAAUGAAGGAGGUGUGAAGUUCCAGCCUCAAAGGAUGGAGUUAUUAGGAUCUAAAAGGCGGGGAAGGGUAUGAAAAUCAGUGUCCAUUAAACCGUACCGUACCGGCGGUUCAACCACGAAAUAUCAGUAUCGGAGGCUAAACCGAUAUGCGACAUUUACCGGUAUAACGGUUGAAUUACGGUUAAACCACGGUUUUACCAUAAAAUACCCUACCGCUGAUUUUCCCGAUACGGUCUCCGGUACGGUUUCAUCGACCAUGCUGAAAAUAUAAAGGCCAAUGAUAUUAUGAGUACUUGACCAGAAGACCAUCAAAAUGGAAGAGGUAAAGUGGUGUAGUAGUCCAGACAAACCAAACCAGUAUAUAAUUUCAAAAUCAAUUUGGGGUUAAUGGGGGUGGGUACCUUUUGGAUCUUCUCUUUUAUAAAGUCAUACUCAUAAAUAAAUAAUUAACAACGUGAAAGAGAGCUCCUCUAGGGUAUAUAUGGUUUUGCUGUCAACAACAAUAUGUAUGAAUCAUCAAUGUCAUAAUUCAAGUUGUGGGAAACAACAAAUAUUUUAAAUAAGUGAUUUGAGUCUGACUUGGAUAUUAUUCUAGGAUGAUGAUAUAAUAUAUGAUAUGCCAGCCAGGAUGUUCUAUAUCAAAGGGAUUUUGAACUUCAUGGAAAAUAACUGGUUAUUGUUCAUUCAAGUACAAUUGGAGGAAAUUUUGUUCUUUUAAAAGGCAAUGUCAACAUACAACUACAACUAAAUUAUCCUAACAAAAUCUACAAUUGAAUGGAAUUAACAUAAUAGUCAUUAACUGAGGUUGUCUGGAGGUGUAAAUGAUAAAAAAAAAUUAAAAAAUCCCCUUCCAUUGUAAUUUUUAAAUACAUUUUGAAUAUACGAAGAGAUUGUAAGUGAUUUUUUGUUCAAAUUCAUAGGCCAAUUUUGUUCGUCAUAGUGCAUAAGGUCCAAAAUUGAGACUAUUUAGAGAUGAAUUAAAUGGUCAAAAUGAUAAUUAUGAGGAAAACAUCCUUAAACGAGGUUAUAUUUAUGCUAGACAAAGUCAAUAUAUAUUAUCUUUUAUCAUCAUCAAAUUGAAAUCUUCUUAAGCUUAAUACACAAAGGAUAAACUAUUCAAAAUAAAACAAAAAUAAUCACCACUAACCAACAAAAAACGAAUUUCAUGCAACAAAACACGUAUAUCGUAAUACUGUAUACAUACUGCCCAUUAUUUGAGAGAACAACUACAAUACCAAUCCUACAAUCAUAGUACUGUCGUGGAUAGCCAACCAUACAUUGUAUUUGUGAUCUUGGAAACAUUGGUCUGUCAGACAAAACAAUUAUAACAUCCAUCAACGAUCAUUUAUCUACCUAUAUCAACAUGAAACGGACAUCACACAACACUCUGUAUUUCGUUUCGCGUAACGUGACUCUUACGUAUUAAGUGCCACAAAGAAAACAUAACCAACAUGACUUUGUGCCAUGGGAGAGUAUAUAUGGUGCAUGUGAUGUGUGCCACCCACCCACCUCAACAACAACACAUGUAAAUAUUUAUAAUACUAAACCAGUGAUUUGUAAUGAAUACACGAUUGCAGCAAUUCCUCGGUCAGAACAUGAAUCAUGCUACAACGCCGGCGGCAAUUAUUACAGCAACCCACCACCGGCCACUACCGCAGUCACCUUCUCUGCCUGGAUUUCGAUAUAACUAAUGCUUUACAAUCAUAGCUGCCUGCCUUGUUGUGUUCUUUCUUUGGUCGCCAAAAGGACCGAUUAUAUAUUCUUGGCGUUAUAAUAUGGUGUUGAUGUUGUCGUCGGAACCAACAACAGCUAUCAUUACCCUCAUUAGUCCACUCUUUUUAAUAUACGGUGCUAGCUGCUGCACAACGUGCUGCGAUUUCUUUCCACUUGUUUAAUGCUCUCUUCCAAAAAAAUUUAUCCCUGGUUUGCUCUAGCUAAUUCUCUUGCAUUUUCUUGGUGUGUGCUUUUGUUUAUGAAUGCGGUAAUAUUAUUCAUCGACUAGUUUUUGACGCUACCAUUAAUCGACUAGUUUUGUGUUGGAUAUUUUGUGUAGUAUAUUGUUGAGCCGUCGUAUUUGGACUUAUUAUGUAUUUAUAGCCGAGUGAUUGCUACUCAAUAUACUCUAUAAAAUGUUUGUUGAUAUAUCUCGCACUAUUUUUCGUGAAUAGAAGAAUGUACAUUGGCUCCUUCUCCGUCCUAAGAACCCUCAACCUACUAGUAAUCUACCUCCUUGAAUCUCUUCAACGGUCACUCGUAUUGAAUAUACAGCUUUUCAUAAUGGUAGCGUAGAACAUUUCUUCUAAGAUGUUUUGUUUGAAGUCUGCCUAUCCGAUACGUUCGGCUCGAGUUACUUCUUGGUAAUUUGUUAAUCUAUCAAGACGUUUUUUUUUUCCUUCUGUAAUAUAUGUCAUGAAUUUAUUUAAUUUUCUUUGGUAGGAUAUCAAUCUUUUAGAAUGAUAAAUCAUAUCACCCUUGUAAAAGAAAUAUUUUAGAAUAAAGUUAAAUGCUUAAACACCAUGCAGAUACUGUCAUUAAAUCCCUAAAUCUUGAACUACGAAUUUUUUUCAGAUUGAAAAUCAAUAGUGUGCUUUAAAAAUGACUUUCCACCAUUCCAAUAUUUGAUUGCCAUUUAAAAUCCAACGGGCGAAUAAUAAUUAAUGAAUUACGGACUCUCUGAUCACCUAUAAUAAAAUAAAAAAAUUGAGGAAAAAUCUUUAAAAAAAAAGAAUUUUUAUCCAUUUUCUUAUUUGUUUAGCAAAUUUCGUUCCCAUUCGCAGGAAGGGAGAGAAAUAGGAAAAGGAAAAGCAAAAAAGGACCAAUUAACAGAGUCAACAAUUCUCCAUUAAAAAACAGUCAACAAUCAAUUCCGCGCACAGUUUUGAUGACGUGUUAUUUUACUGUGGUUUUCUUUUUAAAUUUGUUAAGUGUGCACGUUGUUUACUCGCCUGGCGCGUAUAUCUCUCUCAUAAAAAAUGGCCCUUUUAACUUUUGAGAAUAAAUAAGGGCUUGUUUGUUUGUGUCGUACUUUCAAAAUCUUAUUACUUGAAGGAACAACAAACAAAAAUGUUGCAAUUUUUUUCACAAACAUUUUGGAAUUAACCAAUGUCAAUCCUAAAUUCAUUUGAACAAAUAACAAAUUUUGAAUACGCACAGGGUGGACUCAUUUGGUGUGGGGUUAGAUUAGAAUGAUCUAGUCAAUUGGAUGGUAAUUUAAUCAUUAAAAACAUUAACGUUGCAUUGUAAACAAGUUAGCAAUGAUUUUUUCCCAUGCAACCGCCAACUGAAACCAAACCCACACUUCUAACAACAGAUGUUAUUUUUUGUCAUGGUUCUUCGCUGUAUUUGAAGUCUCAUUGGUCAUUAGGAUAAGAAUUAAAUCUAUCUUUCAUAAACAUUAGUUAACUAUACAGAACAAACAUUAGUGGUCUAAAACUAGAAAUGCAAAAAGGGACAUUUAUAGUUACUUGAUGAACUGCCCUUUCGAUUCAACAAAACCUAACUUGAAAUCGCAUAGGCAACUUUCUUAGGGUUCAAACUUUAGCAAAAACUCUACGCCCCAUAUGAAUUUUUGUGGUGCCACCUGAACAUUUCGAAUUUCACUGCCAUUAAACUUUGUGAAUUUAGACAAUGCUUCCCACCCAAAUGCCAACUCGUUCACCCUAAACUUAAACAAAAGGCGAAUGAAAUUUGUUGUUACUAACAAUCAACAAACAAAUGAAUCAUCUACAUACAGAUAACUAAUGGAACGAGCACGACCAGUCACUAGUAAUGUGCUAACCUCUUUCGUGCUUGCAUAAUGAAAUUUCAGCAAUACAAUCAAUAGUAAUGUUCUUGCAAAAUACAAAGAUUGAAAGGGUACAACAUCGACACCUCUUUAACUUGUACCGUUAUAGAAGAUGGGCUCCCCAAACACGGCCUUAGAGGAACUGAAACUCAUCGGCUGCUUCAAUUUUCCGUUUUCUCCCGUCUCCCUGUAAAUAUAUAAAAACGAAAACCGCAGUCUCUCUCUUAGACCUCAGAAACUGAAAAUAAUAAAGCCAAGAAAACCCUCAAUUUUACUCCCUCCGCCUUCCCCUCUCUCUCUCACUCUCUCUAGAAGCUUAGACUCGACCAAAUGAAUCAUUCCCGCCCGGCGGAGCCCACCAUCGCCUCCGCCGCCGCCAGAACACCCUGUAUUAGAUGAAGAACGCACCCUCCCCUGCUUUCCUCCGCCCCAUCGUAGCUUUCUCAGCCUUCGCCGUCCUUUUCUGCCUUCCGCUACUCUCCCAUGCCCUGGGAUCCGGCUCCACCCUCGCCGUCAUCUCCGGCUCCCCCACCGCCUGCGGCAUCGUCUCUUACCAGGCCACUCAGAGCAUCGUUUGUUUCAGACCACCAGGAGCCGGCGGCGGCGGGGGAGGAGGAGGGUAUCUGCAACCACCACCACCACCAAUCGUAACGCUUCAACCCAACAUCUCCUUCUCCUCGAUCUCCGGCGGGCAGGAUUUUUUCUGCGGGGUCCGUUCCGGCGGCUACGCUCUGCUCUGCUGGGAUACAUUCUCGCCGGAUAACAAUUCCGCCAUUCCCAACCAAGUCAAGCGAAUCUAUUUCAACACCUCGGUUCUGUUACAGAGCGUGUCUGUUGGUGGUGAUCGGGUUUGCUCGACCACGGCGGCGGCCGGUGGGGAUUCGGAUUUGGAUUCGAAUUCAGGAACGGUGAGAUGUUGGAGAGGGGAUGAGAUUACUAGAUCACAAUUGCCUCCUAGUGGCGAGAGAUUCAGUGAAAUUUCAUCUGGGUAUGGGUUUUCUUGCGGGAUUUCGGUUAACGGGAGCAGAAUUCGGUGCUGGGGAAGCCAGCCGAUCGCGCAGAGAAUCGAAUCGGGAUUCGGGAGUAUGUCGAUGUUGAGUGUUCAAGCCGGAGGGUCUCACGUAUGCGGAGUGAAUUCGACUGGGUUUGUGGUUUGCAGGGGAGACAAUUCCUCCGGACAGCUCAACGCUCCCCUGAAUUCUCCGCCUCUGGAGUAUUCACAGUUGGCGCUGGGAGCCAAUUACAGCUGCGCUCUUCGUCGGAGCAAUGGGUCGGUGGUUUGUUGGGGUGGAGACGGAGGGCUGGGGGUCAACGGGAUCGAAGGAAUCUUCUUUGAGUCCAUCGUCUCUGGCUCGAAUUUUCUCUGCGGCAUUUUGUCGAACAACUUGUCGACAAUUUGUUGGGGACCCGGAUGGCCCAGUGCAGGGUCGAAUUCGAAUUCACAGCUCUUCCAGGUACUUCCAUUGCCUCCGAUUCUGCCAGGUCCUUGCGUCGAAUCAUCUUCCUGCGGUGAAUGCGGCGUGUAUGGAGAUUCUCAGAACUGGUGCAGCGGUUCAGGGGUAAUCUGCAGGCCGUGUGGGUUCAACGUUUCGACAGUAGCAUCGUCUCCGCAGGAGGCGCCGUCGCCGCCAUUCCCUCCAUCGCAGUCGCCAAUUUCACCACCACCGCCAUCAUCAUCAACAACAAGUUUGAGAAAGGGGUUGUUGUCGUUCGCCAUUGUCGGUUCACUCGGAGCUUUUGCAGGCAUAUGCACAGUCUUUUACUGCCUGUGGACGGGAGCUUGCCUGGGCAGGAAAAAAGUCCACAACUCCGUGCAACCCACAAUCACCAGAGCAGGCUCAAACAACGGCGGAGGAUCGAACAAUUCAAACAACAGCGGCGGCGGAAUCACCACCAUCACCUCCAGAUCCUCGACCAUCCGGCGGCAGAGCUCGAAAGCAAUGAGGCGCCAGAGGAGCGGGACCUCAUCCAAGCACGCCGAGCCCCGAGCCGAAGAAUUCACCCUCUCCGAGCUCGCAGCAGCCACCGACGGGUUCGCAGCAGAGAACAAGAUCGGCUCAGGAAGCUACGGCAUCGUCUACAGAGGCAAGCUCGCCGACGGCAGGGAAGUUGCGAUUAAAAGAGGGGAAACGAGCAAGAAGGCGAAGAAGUACCAGGAGAAAGAGAGCGCGUUUGAAUCGGAGCUCUCUUUCCUCUCUCGCCUCCACCACAAGCAUUUGGUAAGGCUCGUCGGGUACUGCGACGACGGAGGCGAUGAAAAGCUUCUUGUGUACGAAUACAUGAAAAACGGAGCUCUCUACGAUCAUCUCCACGACCGGAACAACGUCGAGAAUUCGAGCAGUUUGAUCAAUUCGUGGAAGAUUAGGAUCAGAAUCGCCCUGGACGCGGCCAGAGGGAUCGAGUAUCUGCACAAUUACGCGGUCCCUCCGAUCAUCCACCGGGACAUCAAAUCGUCGAAUAUUCUCCUAGACGGGAAUUGGGUGGCCCGGGUGUCGGAUUUCGGGUUGUCGCUGCUGGGACCCGACCCGGAGAGGGAGUACCGGCCGACGAAGGCGGCCGGCACGGUGGGGUACAUUGAUCCGGAGUACUACAGCUUGAAUGUGCUGACGGCGAAGAGCGACGUGUACGGAUUGGGGGUGGUGUUGCUGGAGUUGUUGACAGGGAAGAGGGCGAUUUUUAAGGGGGAUGACGGGGAAGGGACGCCGACGAGCAUAGUGGAGUACGCGGUGGCGAGGAUCGCCGGCGGGGAGCUGUGGGGGAUACUGGAUCGGCGGGUGGGGCAGCCGGAUGUGAAUGAGUCGGAGGCGGUGGAGCUGGUGGGAUACACGGCGAUGCACUGCGUGCGGCCGGAAGGGAAGGACCGGCCGACGAUGGCGGACAUUGUUGUGAAUUUGGAGAGGGCAUUGGUGCUUUGUGAGGGCAGCCAUGGGAGCAUCUCCAGCGGGACAAUCUCCAUUGUUUCCGAGUGAAUAGUGGUGCAUUUUUUUUUUAAUUUGGGGGUUGAUUUGAUGAUUUUGGGAAGAUGGGGGAUUAGUUGAGAUAGAUGAUAAGAGUUUGGGGGGUUGAAUUUCCAUGAUUCGUUGAGAUUCUUCGGAUAACCCAGAUUGAUUGAUUGUUGAAUUCAUCAAAUUCAUAUAUUUUUUGGGUGGGGUGACCCGACCCGGCUCCUUUUGUUUGUGGUUUUCUUUCUGUAAAGAAAAUUAGGCAGAUAGAUUGUUUUUAAUUUUUAGGCUUUAUUUUAUUUUAGUUUUGAUUGAUUGUUCUUUCUUUGGAGUAGGCCAUUUGCAAGGGUUAGUGGGAGAUUUUCUUUCUUCUUCUUGUUAGGGGGGAAAUGAAGAAAAUACAUAUAUAAAAAUAGGGGAAGAAAAGGAGAGCUUCCAAUCCAUUCCAAAUACUGCUUUUCAAACUUUUAUUCUAUUGGUUUUCCCUUGAUUGUUCAGUGUUCAUAAUAAUCACUCAUUAUUUUGAAAAUAAUUAUCACUAUUGAAUUUGAAUGGGAAGAUUCAUUAUAAUCAGUUGAACGGUUUGCCAAGUAAUAUGUAAUGCAAGUUUAUUUCUAAUUAAUUUACAAACAAUGAAAAACAAUGUCAUUCAAGUGGACAUAAACGUCCCUUAAUCAUUAAGUUAUUUUUUUAUGUCUCGAAACAUGGUGAUCUACCAUUGAGAAUGUUCCAAAUCAUAUAAUGAUUCAGUGAUAUAUAGUGAACAAUUUUAUUUUCUUCUCUCCAUGUUUGUUGUUCAUAUUUUCUCUAGCAAUAUAAUUAUGGAACCAAAUGAUUGUGUCAUCUUUGAGGGGAAAAAAAGUAGAAGACCAAAAUAGAAAUUAGUUGCAAAAUUUUCUAUGUCAACAUUGGCCUUCCAAUUCCAAGUCAUUUGUAUCAAAACUGUGAACAGGCAAGGAAAAGAAACCAUGAAUAAAACCACCAGUCAUUAAUAUAAUUGCAUUUUUAAUAGCGCAUUUGAAAAUGACACCCAAACUCCCAAAACAUUUUUUUUCUUUUAAAAGCAAUUAAACAAUACAAAAUUUUCACGUUGACACUCAGAAUCAUGAAACCACCAAAAAAAAAAAAAUUCUAAAAAUUCUAAGUAGAGACAGAAUUUCUCCAUUCUUUUAAAUCGCGAGAUUCACACGAUUAUUCUUCUUUCAAACUCAAUAGUUGGUUACCAAGGGUUCCCUUUUGUUCCAUGCAAGGGGAGACUUUUCAGCUCCCCGGAAAUAGAUGGAGAUACCCAGCAAGAAAGAAAGAAGGCAAAUGGUCCUGUUAUUUUGUGGGUGGCACAUAAAUAAUUAUGUUUUAAUAAGUUCACACACGUUUAAAGGGCUAAAUUCUUUGCUCUUUUGACUUGCUCCGAAGUUGUUGUCGCUAUUUCGUUUUGGGUUUCUUUAUAAUUAAUGUAAAACCAUGCGGUGCCUCCACAUUUAUAUCAAUCGCACCGUGGCUGCCAAACGGAAAUUGAUCAUUUUUAAUAUUUUCUCAAACCGGCUUGUGAACCAGCUGAUAGUUGUUUUCUUGAGCUUGUGACCAGAGAUUAUUUUUAAAAAAAUUAAUUGUGGGAGGUGGUGGUGAGAGAGAAGUCAGAGACGGUGGCCGGUGAACCACUUCCCAUGACCCACCACCUUCCACCGUCACCGUCGUCGUCUUGCUCCUCCGGCGGCCCCCACCACCGUUGCUACUUUUUUUUUUUUUUUGGGGUGACAUUUAUGUAGCUGUUUGGUUAAAUGUGUGUACAAAUUUAUUGGGCGGAAGACUGAAGACAGAUGAGUGAAAAGCGCAAGAUCUGCAGUUGGGAUUUAGGAAUGAGUCAAUUCAGUAUUCAUUCAUAUCCAAAACUGGUAAAAGAAGUUGAAUAGAACAAAAUGGAGGAGAAGGAAAUGGAAAAUAUAUGCAAAAAGUAGUUACUGUGUAAGGAUCUUUUGUGAUAAGAUCUAGCUAGCUAGAUUCCAUUUCUCAUACAAUUGAAUGCUUGCUUGCUGUACUUGUGCUCCAACGACUGUUAGUUAGGAGGAAGGGGACGACUAUGAAACUACAACUAGAGGAGAUUGCUAAAACUAUUUAUUUUCUGACAAAAGAAAAUAAUUGUUAACGAUUUGACUGAUUUGCUACCGAAUAUUACUGUUAUUGAUUAAUCCUACAUGUUAAUUUAUGUUAUUCGUUUAGAUAGAUGUACCUUCUUGAAAAUAUUUUGUAUUAUUGGUGUAUUGGCAAUCCAAUGUCUAAUGUAAUAAUCUAUUGUCAAUAGUAACAAGACGAGUAACGUAACUUAGUGGUAAAACUUAAAUAAUGAUCGAGAUCCGUUCUCAUCGAACAAUACUCUGCGCACCAUUGUGGUUGAAGUGGUACUUUUUGUGAGGAUUCUAGCUUUGGAAUUUUAAGAAGCAAGAAAUUUUUUAAAAAGGAACAAGUUUAGUGACUACGUUUUAUUAUUAUGUGCAUCUCGCUUGUUGAUAGGGAGAACAACUUUAUCCAAAUUCACGAGUGUUUUGUAUUUACUUAUCCAACUCAACUGAGUUGGGAACACAAUCCAAACUCAUCAUAUAUACUUCACACAUAGCUUAUCCCAUUGUAAACGAGUUUACUUGAGUUUAUGUAAAAUACGGAUAAUUUGUCAUCCCGACUCGUCGGAGAAUGAAACCUGCAAAGACUCUACCAUGCAUUUCGGUAUAGGAAACAUCUUCAAGGAUCAAAUAAUCCAGCCGUGUGAGGAUUUCUGGAUGUCUGAAGGGGAAAAUUUCCCGCAAAUCCAUUAUUGUUUUCCCCGGUGAUGUACAAGCAUGAUCGAGAGACUAGUCGAGUGCCGGCCGGUGGAAGGGAUCGAUGUUGUCUCUCUCGAGUACUGGCCGGGAACAUUAUCUUGUCUUUCCGGUGAAAGGGUUUUCACCAAUUUGGUACCUGGAAUUUUUUUGCUUGAUUUUUAUAUCACAGUUUGAUUUGGACAGCUCAAAAUGAAAGGAAGGGUGGAUGGAUGUCGCCAUCCAUAAAAGCGUAGGUUUUCA